CAAAUAAAGUUAGAAAACAGUAAGAUAAAGGAGAAAAAAAAUAAUAAUAAUAAAAAAUAAAAAAAGAAGUUGUGUUAGUGUGGAGGUUGAUGUUUGGAUGAGGAAGUAAGAAGUACAACAGAGAAAACGUACAAAAAUAAAGAAUAAGGUGUGGUAGUGAACAGGAGUCAUGAAGUGAAUAUGAAUUGCUUACAAAUAGAGUUUGGUGAUGAAUGUAUUGAGAACUAAGAUUGGCCCUGUAUGUCGCACUUGUAAGAUAUGAGUUUGUGCAGUUUGUGAUAUCGUGAUGUAGUAGUGUGUGUGACUUGAUGAAAUGACUGGCCACAGAGGUGAAUAUGUAUUGUCCCAAAGGGAAAAACAGCCUUUGCAAUCAGCCGAAAGAGGUAUGAUAGAAGCCCAUUAAAAUACUUUUUCACUUUAGGUGAGGAAGAGAGGACGAGGCAAUUUAGAAUGUGUACAGAAAGGAAAAAAGAGAAGAAUUGGAUGUUGGUUUGAUUGUUAUGAGAAUGUUAUUUGUGCUGCAUGUAGAUUGAUUCCCAAACAAUUACGAUGGCUGUUAUGGGUGUAUAAAUUUAUUCUCAAUAUAUUUGAAAUGUAGCUGGCGUAUUUCUAUUAGAUGGUGAUGAUGUACGAAAGAGAGUUGAAAAUACCUAAAGGGGAGAAUUUUCUGAGAAUGGAGGUUAAACUGUAUGAGGCAGAGGUUCUUGUUGCCCAUGUAAUUCCAAUUCUUAGAUGUCCCUUGUAUGAGCAGGAAUGUGAGUUAGAAAUUAGAAUGUAAGUGAUGGAGGUGAUAUUGAUGCCACUGACAGGAUAGGAGGAGACGUGAGAUGAGCUGUGAUGUGGCUGAUUCUAUAAUAAUUGUUUGUGAGUGAAUUGGUGCCCUGUGUAAAAAGAAAAAUCUGACCAAAAGGUAGUGUAUCCCAGAGUAAAGUGACUGAGGAUAUGUUGAUAAGGUGAUGUGAGCACAAUAUUAAGGGAGAGAUUGGUUAAAAGGCAUGGGUUUAAGUAAAUUGAGAAUGAGUCUCAAGAAUAUUUAGAGGUGCAUGAAUUUAACAGUGGUUGAAGCAUAUAUAGUGUAUAGGUGUAAGAAAGAAUGACUAACGAGAUGUUUGAGCCCUGUUAUAAAAUUUGAUUUUGAGAGUUAUAUUAUUGAGUUUUAGGCACAUUGUGUGAGUCAGGAGAUGAAAGUAAUAUUUGCGACAUUGCAAAUUAGAAAGAGGGUGGAUGGUGUUUGGAGAUUUCCAUGCAGAUGCAGAUAUAAUAGUAAGUUGCAAGAUAUGGUAUGUGUAUGAAAAUUGUAAUUGAUGGCCCUUUCCAUUGAGGUAUUGAAGCUCAAUGUCGUUUGAAAUGAGAUGCUCCCCACAUAAGUCCUGUGUUAUAGAAACUAUGUUAAUUUAAAAUGUGUGUCCACAUGAUGGAGGUACCUGAUGUGAAGUGAAAUUUAGAAUGGAAGUGGUUGUGUGUGAGAGGAUGUGAUCCAUGCCCAAAUCAGAGAAUUAGUCAUGUGUAAUGGAGAAUAAUGAUAGUGUGGAAGUAAGUAAGUGUGAGGGGGAGUGAAAUGCCAUUGGAACCACUAUUAGUGAAAUGAUUUGUAUUGAUGUUAAGAACAGGAAACAUUGAAAAUGUAGGUUUUAAAGACUUAAAGCAUGAUGUUGAUCAUGUGAGUGGCUUUCUGGAAUGGGACUGUGUUAUUAACAUUUAUAGAAGUUAUAAGAGUGCAACUGCGGAGAAGUAGUAUGUGUUAUGAAGUAAAUCGUAGACUUGUAAUAAAGGAUCACUUGAGUGACCCUUGGUUCGACACCUCCAAGAAAACAAGGCCAACCAACAUGGGUUGCUAUGUCACCGUGACGUCACGACAAGCGGUCCAAUAUGGCGAUAGUAUAUUGUUGUGAGUGGAUUGCUUUUGAGUGUCGACCUGUGAGUUGCUGAAACUGUUGUUAUUUUGAUACAUCUCUUUCACCACCACAAAGUACUUGUCUGUUACACUAUGGUGAAUAAGUGCUGUGUACAGGGCUGUACUGAACUGAGUAAGAAGUGGACACAUGCUAUUCGACAGCAGAACUUCACUCCCUCUGAACAUUCAGUGGUUUGUCAAGAACACUUCAGUCAGAGUGACCUGAUUCUUCAAAGCACAGCAGUUGACUGGAAAACAGGGAGAACUUUGACAUUGCCUCUAGAAAACCCAAGACUGAAAGAAAAUGCAGUACCAUGUUUCCUGUCAAACUGUCCCGGUUAUAUAAGCUCAAGACAAGAUGUUCAACGAGAGCGCCCAAGCCAAAGAAGACAAUGGCUAGAAGCAGAUGCCUUAAGUAAAGCUAUAUCUGAAAGUAUAGAAACAGCUUCUGCACAAAGGGAAAAUGACAGUUUUAAAGAUUAUAGUGAAUUUUUGAAAAAAAGUGAGAAUGUUACAUUAAAUCAACAGUGGAGUAAAGUUGUGAAAGAAGAUUGCCUAUUGUUCCUCUACCCUAACUUUGAGAAAACUCCACAUGAUAUUGUGUAUUUAACAGUUUGUAGAAACCUCAGUGUUAAAUUGUAUGUAAAUGGUGUUGAGAUUGUUGCCAGCAUACUUCCAGAGAAAGUUUGCAGUGUAACUGAAGUAGAAAAUGUGAUUAAGCUGUGUACAGACUAUAUUAGUGGCAGAGAAAGUGAUUUACACAUGUCAGUUAUUCAUGAAGCACUACCAGUGAAAGAAGGUAAGAGAAAGGUUGUUUCAUUCUUGAGGUCACAAUGUGCAUUAUGUCUUCAAUCCAAGGCACACCAUAAAUUUGAUCCAGAGGUUUUGAUUCUUUGUUCUGUGUUAUUUACAAUUUCUCCACAUGCUUACAAGUUUUUGCGAUCAUCUGGUUUUGUCAUUCUACCACUUCCAAACACAUUAAGGAAGCUUAGUUGUAAUAUAAACAUGAACCCAAGUAAUCCAAAUUUUUAAAGUCAUUUUCAAAUGGUUUUGUCAUUCUACCACUUCCAAACACAUUAAGGAAGCUUAGUUGUAAUAUAAACGUGAACCCAAGUAAUCCAAAUUUUUUAAGUCAUUUGAAUAUGAAGUUUCAUGUUUGGAACCACAUGAACUGUUUGUUACCUUUAUGCUAGAUGAGAUCCACAUCAAACCAUAUGUAGAUUAUAAAGGGGGAAUAUUACUGGAAUGACUUUGGAUACUGCUGAAAUAGCAACCAGUGCACAUGUAAUCAAGAUUCAGAGUAUUCUUUCUGCUUUCAAAACUGUUGUACAUGUAUUGCCUGUGAAAAAAACUGAAUGCAGAGAGCUUGUUUAAUGUAGUAAGAACUUUAGUAGUAGGUAUAGAAGCAACUGGCUUUCAGGUUGUUUCACUUGUUACAGAUAAUAAUGCCAUUAACAGAAAAUGUGUUACAUACUUUGCAAAUCCACCACAAGCCUGUUUUGUAUACCCAUCUCCUACAGACGGUAAAAGACCAAUGUUUUUUCUGCAUGACCCUGUCCAUAUUUUUAAGUUCAUAAGGAACAACUGGAUGAAUCUGAAGAGCCACAGGCAAACAUUUUGUUAUCCAGAUUUUGAUAAUUCUGAUAUUGUUAGGUACGCAUCCUUUGCUGCAGUUAGUGAAGUUCAUGACUUAGAAAGCCAAAAACUGUUAAAAUAUGGUCAUGGGUUGUCUGUGAAAGCCCUGUGGCCUUCAUCUUUAGAAAGGCAAAAUGUUAAGCUGGUGAUUCAAAUAUUCAGUGAUUAUGUAGAAAGUAGCAUGGUUGAGUUGGGGCCAGUUCAUAAUGUAGAAAACUGGAAAGGUACUGCUUUUUUUAUUUAUUUAUUUAUUUAUUUGAUUAGUCAUCCGUAGACAUUUUGCAAUGUAUGGAUGUUGUCAGUUUGGAUACAGUGAUUUUUGCAGAUACAUUGACACUUUUAUAUGCAUUUACAGAGUAUACAAAUACAAUGACAUUUAUCACUUAAAUUACAUCCAAACAAUUAAAUAUUCACUUAUUGUUUAGAAACAGCGUUCCUGAAAAUAUAGUUUAAGGGUUUUCUGUAACAGUACAUGUUGUUA
This is a messenger RNA of Schistocerca serialis cubense, 4010 nucleotides long. RefSeq lists its product as uncharacterized. The record is from RefSeq and is a predicted model, not a curated record. Bases 1988 to 2926 code for a protein of 312 amino acids. The transcript has 2 exons. Lineage: Eukaryota; Metazoa; Arthropoda; Insecta; Orthoptera; Acrididae.